This is a messenger RNA of Arabis nemorensis, 252 nucleotides long. Lineage: Eukaryota; Viridiplantae; Streptophyta; Magnoliopsida; Brassicales; Brassicaceae. The record is from the annotation of a GenBank genome assembly.
AUGCCGUCGACACAAUCAUUGACCGUCGCAGCGAAGAGACGCUACGAAAACAAAUCUUUUCAAAGUUCGGAUCUACAUCCGCCGGUCCGCGUCGGUGGCGACGCCUGGUCACGAAGAACGUCCCAAAGGUUACUUCAUGAACCGGACUCCACCACCACCGGGACAGUCCCGCAAAUGGGAAGAUUGGGAGCUUCCUUGUUACAUCACCAGCUUCCUCACGAUUGUUAUCCUCGGCGUCGGACUCAAUGCUAA